AUGUCGUCGCUCCAGCAACUGUUGACGGCCGCGGCGCAGCCUUUGCCGCCCAUCGCGUCGGCGGACUUUGCGGCCCAAUUCGACCGUUUCGGCGAUUACCAGGUCGUGCUGCUAGGCGACGGUAGCCAUGGGACGUCUGAGUUCUAUGCGGCACGGGCAGAGAUCACAAAGCGGCUGAUCGAGCAGCACGGCUUCACGAUGGUGGCCGUCGAGGCUGACUGGCCAGAUGCGGAGGCCAUCGACCGCUACGUGCGGCAUCGCCCGGGUCCCAAGGCACACAUCGGAGGAAAAGCCGGCCGUUUCGAGCCGUUCAAACGGUUUCCGACAUGGAUGUGGCGUAACCGCGAGAUGCAGGAGCUGGCCGAGUGGAUGCGCGAGUACAACGCCCGCCAGCCGGCGGAGAAGCGCGCCGGAUUCUACGGGCUGGACCUGUACAGCAUGGGUGCGUCGAUCCGCGCCGUUAUCGACUACCUCGACCGUGUUGAUCCGGAGGCCGGCAAGCUGGCUCGCCGCCGGUACGGUUGCCUAGAGCCCUGGGUGGAGGACCCAGCCUCGUACGGGCUGGCCUCACUGCGCGGGAUGGAAAAUUGUGAGACCCGCGUGCUGCACAUGCUGCAGGACCUGCUCGCGAAGCGGAUGGAGUACCCCCGCCACGACGCGCACGACGGUGAAGAGUUCCAUAGUGGCGAGCAGAACGCCCAUGUGGUCCGCGAUGCCGAGCAGUACUACAAGGCCAUGUACUACAGCUCGGCCUCGUCUUGGACGCUGCGUGACACGCACAUGUUCGAGACGCUGCGUCGGAUCUUCCAGCACAAGCCAGCGGGCUCCAAGGCCGUCGUCUGGGCGCACAACUCGCACUGCGGUGACGCCCGAGCCACCAGCAUGGGAACCCGCCGCAACGAGGUCAACAUCGGCCAGCUGUGCCGUGAGGGAUUCGGUCGCGACAACGUUGCCAUCAUCGGCUGCGGAACACACACGGGCACCGUCGCCGCUGCCCACGAGUGGGACGAAGACAUGCAAGUUAUGUCCGUCAACCCCUCGCGCAGCGACAGCUGGGAGAUCCUCGCCCACAACACGGGCAUCCCCCGGUUCCUGCUCGACCUGCGAAAGGACCGGCUGGAUCCCACGCUGCGCUCUGCGCUCGCCGCGGAAAAGAACCGCCUCGAGCGCUUCAUCGGCGUCAUCUACCGACCGGACUCAGAACGCGUCUCCCACUAUUCGCAGGCUUUCCUUCACAACCAGUUCGACGCGUACGUCUGGUUCGACCGUACCGAGGCCGUCAAACCCCUCGAGGUCAUCCAGCCAGCCACGCCACUUGGAGCCGGGGAGACAUAUCCAUUUGGACUCUAG
Messenger RNA from Penicilliopsis zonata CBS 506.65, 1350 nucleotides. RefSeq lists its product as hypothetical. Gene Ontology annotation, biological process: response to antibiotic. Lineage: Eukaryota; Fungi; Ascomycota; Eurotiomycetes; Eurotiales; Aspergillaceae. The transcript has a single exon. The record is from RefSeq and is a predicted model, not a curated record. The coding region runs from base 1 to 1350 and encodes 449 amino acids.